AUGGCAGGUUUGCAGAGAUCCGCCGUAUCAUUCAGGCGGCAGGGCUCAUCGGGAUUGGUGUGGGACGACAAAUUAUUGGCCGGCGAGAUGAAUCAGCAGAAGGACUCUAAACCCCAACCAUCCAAGGCGGAAGGCGGCGAGCCGCGGCCGGCCGAGUUGUCCCUCGAGAGGAGCCGAUCCAACGGCGGAUUUCGCGCCGGUAGAGUCUCGCCGUCCUUCGAGCCGCCGUCACCUAGGGUUUCGGCCUGCGGCUGCUGUGGGGCUUUCGGUAAGGACAGGAAGACACAACGCCGGCCGCCGAGGUCCGGCAAGCGCGUGGCGUGA
Messenger RNA from Striga asiatica, 324 nucleotides. The record is from the annotation of a GenBank genome assembly. NCBI's taxonomy places the organism in Eukaryota, Viridiplantae, Streptophyta, Magnoliopsida, Lamiales, Orobanchaceae.